AUGUCUGCUCCUGCUGCUUUCUCCGACAUCUCCAAGGCGGCCAACGACCUUCUUAACAAGGACUUCUACCACGUUAGCCCUGCUAGCCUCGAGGUUAAGUCUAAGGCUCCUAAUGGCGUCACCUUCAAUGUGAAGGGCAAGUCUGCCCAUGAGGGUCCUAUUGCUGGCUCCCUCGAGGCCAAAUAUGUCGACAAGCCUACCGGUAAACGCCCCAGCAUACAAAAGCCUCCCGAUCCAAAUUGUGACCGUCUGGGCGAGCCUAGACCCAUGAGAUUCCUUUUUUCAUGUGGUCACUCGAUUUCCAGAUCGGUCAAGUUGAAUUUCAUGUCUCAGUUUACUCACCAUCGCAUGAUGCUAAUGCUUUUACCUCGGCCAGGUCUCACACUUACCCAGGCUUGGACCACCGCCAACGCCCUCGACACCAAGCUUGAGCUCGACAACAACGUCGCCAAGGGUCUCAAGGCUGAGAUCCUCACCCAGUACCUCCCCACCAAGCAGUCCAAGGGUGCCAAGCUCAACCUCUACUUCCAGCAGCCCAACCUGCACGCUCGUGCUUUCUUCGACCUCCUCAGCGGCCCCACCGCCAACUUCGAUGCUGUUCUUGGCCACGAGGGUUUCGUCGUCGGUGCUGAGGGUGGCUACGACGUCCAGAAGGCUGCCAUCACCAAGUACUCCGCUGCCAUUGGCUACAGCGUUCCUCAGUACACUGCCGCCAUCACCGCCGGUAACAACUUGAGCGUUUUCUCCGCCAGCUAUUACCACCGUGUCAACGCUCAGGUUGAGGCUGGUGCUAAGGCUACCUGGGACUCUAAGGCUGGUAACUCCGUCGGCCUUGAGGUUGCCAGCAAGUACCGCUUGGAUCCCUCUUCUUUCGCCAAGGCCAAGAUCAACGACCGUGGUAUUGCCGCCCUGGCUUACAACGUUCUCCUCCGCCCUGGUGUCACCCUCGGCCUUGGUGCUUCCUUUGAUACCCAGAACCUGAACCAGGCUGCCCACAAGGUUGGCGCCAACUUCACCUUCGAGUCCUAA
This is a messenger RNA of Aspergillus ruber CBS 135680, 1029 nucleotides long. RefSeq names its product porin. Gene Ontology annotation, biological process: monoatomic anion transmembrane transport. The coding region runs from base 1 to 1029 and encodes 342 amino acids. Lineage: Eukaryota; Fungi; Ascomycota; Eurotiomycetes; Eurotiales; Aspergillaceae. Gene Ontology annotation, molecular function: voltage-gated monoatomic anion channel activity. The transcript is spliced from 5 exons. The record is from RefSeq and is a predicted model, not a curated record. Gene Ontology annotation, cellular component: mitochondrial outer membrane.